CGCCGAGCAGGGGGCACUUGGGCCGGCCGCGGCGCGCCGCCUCCGCUGAUUGGUCGCCACCACUUCAACGCGCGCCGCUACUUAAAACGGCGCGCGCCGCGGUGGGCGCGUGUAGUCUCCUCUGCUUGGCCAGAGCACGUCUGCCCGCCCCCACCAGCCAGCUGCUAAGUCCCGUCGCCAUGGAUCUGCUCUCCGCCGUCGUGUUCGCAGUGCUGGCCGCCGUCCACCUGCUGGGCUGGCUGCUGACGAAGGAGCAGAAGGCGGGCUUCCAGAGGCUGCUGGCCGACUGGUUGCCGCUGGCUGGCAGGAGACCCACCCGACGCCCCCCUCCGCGACCCUGGGCGCUGCCCAUCAUCGGCAACAUGGUCCAGCUCGGACUCAAGCCCAACCCGUACGAGUGCAUGGCCGACAUCAGCCGCCGCCUGGGCGCCGUCUACGGCCUCAAGCUGGGUCCCACAGAGGCCGUCGUCGUCAACGACAUGGCCAGCAUCCGCGAGGUGCUCGUCACCAAGGGCGACCACUUCGACGGCAGGCCCAACUUCCUGCGCUACCACGAGCUCUUCGGCGGCGACCGCGACAACUCGCUGGCGCUCUGCGACUGGUCCAAGAAACAAGUGUCGCGCCGCAACGUGGCCCGCCACUUCAUGCACGUGCGGCCCGGCUCCGAUGUCUUCCAGAUGCUGAACGACUCGAUCAUCACCGAGAUGCCUGCCGUGGAGCAGCAAAUCCGCGCGGCCGCCGGGCGGCCCAUCGACUUCAAGCCGCUCGUACAAAUGAUGUCGUGCAACAUUUUCUGCGACUACCUCUGCUCCGUCCGGUUCGACCAGAACGACCCCGAGUACCAGCGUCUGGUGCGCGACUUCGACGAGGUCUUCUGGGAUAUCAACCAGGGCUACGCCAUGGACUUCAUCGAGUGGCUGAGGGUCUUCCGCCUUGGCACGCUGAAGCACCUGCGGAAACUGUCGAGCCGGAUCAGGAAGUUCAUCUGCGAGCGGAUCGUCAACCACCACAAGGAGACCAUCGACUACGACAACCCACGAGACUUUGUCGACAUGCUGCUCAGGCGUAUGAACAGCCAAGAAGGAGAUCAUGAGCGGAUAUCGGAGACGACGGCGCUCUACGAGCUGGAGGACUUUCUGGGAGGACACUCCGCCGUCGGAAACAUCAUCAUGCAAACCGUCACACAGCUCGCGCGCCAUCCUGAGGUGCAGGCCAAGGUUCAAGAGGAGCUGGACUCGCACGUCGGUGACCGGCAGCUGAGUCUGGACGACCGCGCCAGCCUGCCGUACACAGAGAGCACCAUGUACGAGGCGCUGCGCGUCUGCAGCAGCCCCAUCGUGCCACACGUGGCCUCCCGAGACUCCACCAUCGGAGGCUACGACAUCAGCAAGGACACACUCGUCUUCAUCAACAACUACGAGCUCAAUACGAGUCCACAACUGUGGACCGAUCCGGCCACCUUCAACCCCGGCCGCUUCGUGAAAAACGGAGCCAUGGUAAAGCCCCCGCACUUCUUGCCCUUCUCCACAGGCAAGCGCAGCUGCAUGGGCUCAAAGAUGCUGUCCAACAUCACCUUCCUCACAAUCGGGUGUCUGCUGCAGAAGUUCGAUAUUUCGCUGCCCGACUGCCCCAAGAACUCGCGCAUGGUCAAGGAGCACCUGGUGACCGGCUGUCUGGCGCUGCCCGUCGACUCCUUCUCGCUCGUCUUCAAGGAGAGAACCCACACGUGAGCGGUCUUGACAAGCUGACGUUGGUCGAGCCUCUGCUCGGCCAACUGACCGACGCGUGGAAAGCUUCUCCUCAACACGAGCCUCAAAAGCUACAGCCCAGUUAGUCUGUCUGAAAAGAAGCACUUCUUUGAGGCAUUAUUUUAUGUUACAAUGAUGAUUGCGUUCCAUUUUUUGUCGUACUUUGGCAUUAUUUAAACUUUCGUUCUCCGUGCCGAGAAGCGAAUGUCUUUGCGCGUCCUGUGUCUAUCAGCAUUGGCUGGCGGCUGUGAUCUCCAGACGUGAUCUCCUCCGAGGGCCCUCUUCUGUACCCACCGACGGGCGACCGGUGCGCGUCCGUCCACCGGCCACCGGCCGCCUCUGUCCGCCCACCGCCGGCCGCGCACACCGGCCCAGCGCCACUCCAAAUAUGUAUUUAUUGUUUGUGCGUGGUAGCGUAGGUGGACCCGCUGGCAUUAAUGAGUAACUGGUGAGGAUUUCUUUUCAACUUUUGUAGUAUUCUUUUUUCUUUGUGGAAGUUUGUCUUGAUAAAUUUGUAAAUACCGCGAGGGCAUAACGUAGGACAGGAUCUAUGAUAUUAACAAUGUGAUAUGACAGUAGGAUGCCAGCGGGACGCGGUCGCUCCCCGAUCAGGGUUGAGGAAGGCCAGGCGUUCGGAGCAGUAUCUCCAUGGUGUUUUUGUGCGAUGAUGACGAUUGUUCUUCUGGUGACGAGUGGGAGCGCUGGAGCGCAGGGGAUCCGCAGUCCCGAGCGCCGGCAGCAGACGGACCGGAUGCCCCAACCUGCCUGCGGCGGGCCAAAGGCAGAAACGGCAUUACCCGAGCAACGCGACCCGAACCCAGCUUUGUACGAGCGCGCGCGCGGCGCCAGGGACCUAGGCGGGGUGUGCGGAACUGGACCAAGGCGUCGGCUGGCCCGGGCCUCUGAGACCGCUAUCUUACCACGUAAGGGCCUCGGAUCGACUCAUGUGACUUCUGUUUGAAUGAUUUCGGGUUGCUUUGGAACCUCAGAAAUCUAGGUUGAAGCCUUUUUACUUUGUACAAUGCUUGUCAAUCCUUCGUGGCAUUCUCUUGUUGUUGUUAUUGUCAAUAAACUGUUGGCGUA
Messenger RNA from Amphibalanus amphitrite, 2831 nucleotides. RefSeq names its product cytochrome P450 307a1-like. The coding region runs from base 180 to 1730 and encodes 516 amino acids. The transcript is spliced from 4 exons. The record is from RefSeq and is a predicted model, not a curated record. Gene Ontology annotation, molecular function: heme binding; monooxygenase activity; oxidoreductase activity, acting on paired donors, with incorporation or reduction of molecular oxygen. NCBI's taxonomy places the organism in Eukaryota, Metazoa, Arthropoda, Thecostraca, Balanomorpha, Balanidae.